CCCUGCAGCUCAGAAGUUCAGAGUUUUAGAACAAGACAGAAGUUGUCAGGAGAGGAAAGGAGGAAAAGUUUUUGUGUUUGUUCCUCUUUUACGUCUUGUUUUUCCUUUCCUGUGGUUGUGAAGUGUGUGACACAAGGUGAAGGACUCGCCCCCCUCUGGACUGGAAGCAUUACAGGUGCUGAGGACUUCUGUGUGUCAAUAUUGAAGGAAAGUGAAGGGUGCAGCAGAUGAGAACCAUGAUCUACAGCACUGAAAUGAACUAGGCUGCUCGCUUCAAGGAAGAUGUUCAACUUCAACAAGAACUGAAAUGAUCAGACAGUAUUAAGACCAGAGGAUCGAUGAUCGUGGGGCUGAGGAGCGGGGACGUGAGGGCUAACAUGGUGACACUAAUUACCGAGAAGCUACAGAACCAAAGCCUGGAUGAUCGCUCAUGCAAAACAUACAACAUUAAUCUGCGCUCUUCUGAGAAGCUGAACAAUGGUGGCACCUUGUUCCCUUACGAAAUCAAUGAGGACAGUCCCUGGAAAAUGAUUGACAGGGCUUGUCCAAUAAGGACGGAACUGAACAAGAACUCGAUUUUUCCUUUUUCUAUGUGUCCCUAUAGCACCGGCACUCCAGCCAACUUUACUCUGCCAUGGCAGAACGAGUCCUCCAAUCAGUCCUUAUUAUCGGGUUGGAUAAGAGAACUUAAUCUCAAUGACAGCUUUGGACAGCCACUGGCACCGCCGACGAAAAGACACUGCAGGUCACUGUCUGAGCCAGAUGAACUUUCUCGCUGUCGGUCACCCUGGAAACCAGGCAAUUCCAAGGUUUGGACUCCCGUUUCAAAGAGGCGAUGCAACAGCGGUGGCAGUGCCACUUUACAGCGCUGUAACAGUCACGGCAGCGCCACCUUGCAGAGAAGCACAAGUGUCUGCCUGCCGCAGAACGCCCCGUCUCUUAACAACAACAACAAUGUGUUCACAGUGCCUGCCUGCAACACAUCUCCUGUCCCAAGGCCCUCUUCUGCCAGCAGCGGCUUUGUGGAUGGUAGCGAAGGAAGCACAACCUCCAGCAUACGUUGGAACUCUGGUGGCCCUUGUGACUUCAGUCCAAGGAGGCGCCUUUCUCUGUCUCAGGAGCACAUCACAGAGCCAGGAGAUAUUUUGCCUUCAGCCAACAGCACACCAACAUCUACCCCAGAGUUGAGGCGGCGCCAGGGCUUACUGCGGUGUCGUUCCCAGCCGUGUGUGUUAAAUGAGAGGAAAGCCCGGCUAAAGCGCAGACGUGAUGAGGACGUACGGUGGAGCAGGCCAUCUAUAGAUUUCUUUAAAAUGACUCGGACGUCUAAAAGCCUUUGCUCUUUGGACUAUGAAGAUGACGAAGAUCCCCACCUUAAAACCAUUGUCUCCUCUCCCUGCGAUUCCAAUGACCUCAUGAAUAUCAUCACUCCUGGAUCCAGUCCUGUGAAGGAGACCACAGAUGAAGGGAUCCAUUCAAGGGAUUUUAGGAGGGAAGCCACUGUGAGUGAAAGCGAGGAAGACUUAAGCGACUGUGAAUGCAUCGAGGGCCCCAUGGUUCAGAUGAAAUGUGAUGAUCUGGAUCUGGAGCAAAUAGAGAAUAACUAAACCUUGAUUUGCCUCCGGUCGUGGCACUCCCUUUGCCGCUAUUGCUUUCCUUUUGAGUCCCGCAGAACGUGUUGGAGAGUAGUCAUCUGUUUAGUUUAACGAAACAAAUGAUAAAAAGACUGAACUUGAAAACAUGGUUUCUACCUGGCAGCAGUAUUCGGCCUAGUAUGUGUGGCUCAACGUAUAAAGUCAAAUAGAUAUGUAUGUACUCAUUAGGUUUCCUAUGGGAAAGUAACUUAUCUACAAGUUCUUACUGAGAGUGCCUAAAUAUUUGUUACUCAGAGUACAGGGAAAAGGGGAAGGGGGGGUGGGUUCGGGAAGGACUACUAUUUUUUUAAGCUAAUUUCAUAAUUAUGUAACCUCACUUUUGGCGGGGUGUGCUAGACAAAAAAAGCGAGUACAAUUUGUUUACUUUUUGCGAACGUCUCACAUACUGGGCUGCCAAGCUCCGCAACCGCGAAAGGAAAUCGUCAGGAGUUUUAUGGAAACCUAAAAUACAAAAAAAAAUAAUAAAUGUAAAAAGCAGAAAAAAAACUUAACAGAUAUUUUUGCAUUUCUAUGGCUUUUACAGUUCUGGAAAAAAAAAUAUGAAAGCAUCUCUAUUUUGAAAUGAAUUUUCUGAAGGGCAUUUUAUAAACCUAAAUCUUUGUCUGCCAUGAUUCUGGUGCAGGUAUAAGUUCUAUUUUUUGUUUUUGGAAGAUCGAUGACGUUUUUGUCUAAAUGGAUAUGGAGAAUGUUAUUGAUAACGACCAGUCCAACAAAACCAAAAUAACCGCUCUAGGAUGUUUUUUUAUAUUGAGUGGUUACAAAACUACAUGUACAAGCAUGUUUUUUGUUUAGGUUUCUUGAUCAAAAUGUACUAGUGACCUGAAAGGUUAAGGAGAUGGGAAGGCCUAUACAUUUGCUACUUGAAUUGUAUUUGUUUUCUAUCUUGAACAAAAGUGACCGUAAUUUACGUUAUGUGCAUUUCCAAAAAAGUGCAAGUAGUUACAUGCCUUGUAGGUCAUUCUUACGUUCGAUUUUUUUUUUUUUUUUCUAACGUUCAAAAGAAUGUAUCAAAGCACUUGAACUUUAGACUUGGACUUUUGUAAUGAUCAAUUCCACAGGAAGAGAAAAUACACUCAGCAAUAGAAGGCAAUUUUGUCCUUUAAAUAAAAAAAAAUCAAUUUGGUUUGCAAAAA
This is a messenger RNA of Rana temporaria (common frog), 2788 nucleotides long. RefSeq names its product family with sequence similarity 53 member A (gene FAM53A). Gene Ontology annotation, biological process: protein import into nucleus. NCBI's taxonomy places the organism in Eukaryota, Metazoa, Chordata, Amphibia, Anura, Ranidae. The transcript is spliced from 6 exons. The record is from RefSeq and is a predicted model, not a curated record. Gene Ontology annotation, cellular component: nucleus. Bases 339 to 1607 code for a protein of 422 amino acids.